AUAGCUCAAACAUUCAACCAAAUCUAGCUCUCAAACAAAUUCUAUUCAAAAUUCAUUAAGAAAACACUUUUGCAUUGUCAUGGCCAAAAAGAAGAGUAGAGGUAGCAUUGUGAAGCUCAUUGAGAAGCUACAAAAGAGGCUAUUGCUAGUGAGAAACAAAUCAUCAUCAACCUAUGUGCCAGAGGAUGUAAAAGAGGGACAUUUUGCUGUUAUAGCUGAAGGUAUGAAAGAACAAGAAUCAGAGAGAUUUGUGCUUCCAUUGAGUUGUUUAACAAAUCCAAUUUUUGUGAGGCUUUUGGAGCAAGCAGAAGAAGAGUAUGGUUUUGAUCAUGAAGGUGCACUAACCAUUCCUUGCAAGCCUAGUGAGCUUCACAAGAUGCUACUACAUGAGGAUUCUUGUCAUAAUUCUAUGGUUUUUCAAAACUAUUGAUAAUUAAAUAAUAAGAUGCAUAUAUAUAUGUUAUAGGAAGUAUGUUAGAUUUAUAUUAAAGUGAGAUUAAGUUGUUUUAGUUUAAUCCAAAUGAAAUACAAUAGUUAAUGAUGAAGA
This is a messenger RNA of Vicia villosa (hairy vetch), 547 nucleotides long. Its product is annotated as indole-3-acetic acid-induced protein ARG7-like. The record is from RefSeq and is a predicted model, not a curated record. The coding region runs from base 80 to 430 and encodes 116 amino acids. Gene Ontology annotation, biological process: response to auxin. Lineage: Eukaryota; Viridiplantae; Streptophyta; Magnoliopsida; Fabales; Fabaceae. The transcript has a single exon.